UCACUAUCACCCCGCCCCCUUCCUCGGUAUUGUGCCCUUUGAUCCCGGAAGUUGAUGCCCGCCCGGACUAUGCCGUCACCGCCCGAGAGCGGACGGGCUGACGGUGUUAAAGAGCCGAUAGAGGAGCUGGGACGCCUGCCCUUUCGAAAUUGUGCUGAAGAAUGGACAUAGUUCCUGUUCCACUUCCUUCAAGCAGUACAAUGCAGUCAUCUAAUUUUGCUCAUGUGAUCUUCCAAAAUGUGGCAAAAAGUUAUCUCCCUCAUGCUCCUCUUGAGUGCCAUUACACACUGACUCCAUACAUUAAGCCACACCAAAAGGACUGGGUUGGCAUCUUUAAGGUUGGCUGGAGCACUGCUCGUGAUUAUUACACAUUUCUGUGGUCUCAAGUACCAGAAAAUUAUGCAGAAGGAAUUUCAUAUACUCGUCAUGUCGUCUUCCAAGGCUAUUACCUUCCAAAUGAUGAUGGAGAGUUUUAUCAGUUCUGCUACGUAACACAUAAAGGAGAAAUCCGAGGAGCAAGUACCCCUUUCCAGUUCCGUGUGCCGUCUCCCACAGAUGACCUACUUACCAUGGAAGAUGACACAAGCUCUGACAUGCUUGUGGUGACAACAAAAACAAACUUUCUUGAGCAAAAGAUUGAAAUGUUGCUCAAAGAAAAAGAAGAACUAUUGAAAGCUAAAACCGGACUUGAGGUGGAACUUGGGCAAUCAUAUGAACGUAUGGAAAAGUUUGAUAAAGAAAUUCAUCAUGAGAAAGAAAUCUGUGACCAAAUAAAAAAGGAUUACAAGGAUCUCUUCCAGAGUUCAGAAGCUUUGAAAAUUGAGAAAGAUGAUAUUGAGAAGAAAUACAAGGAAGAUGCUGCUAGAAUUAUACAACUUGAAGAAGACAUUGUAACUGCUAAUCAGAAAGCCAUUGUGAAAGAAACUGAGUUGGAUAGUGUAAAGCAUAAACUGCGGAGACUACUUGCUGAAAAAGAACAAUUAGAAUUACAAUUGAAGAAUGAAAAGGAUGAGAAAGAGUUGUACAAGGCUCAUGCAAAGAAUACAGAGAUUGAAAACACAAAGCUCGCAACAGAGAUGCAGUCAUUCAAAAGACUUGAUGCAAAUAAAGAGAGCAUGCUGAGUCAUUACAAGGAAGAAGUGGGAAGAUUACAACAAUGCUUGUCAGAGAAAGAGAAACUUCAAAGGGAGAUGCUAGUUAAUUCCUCCAACAUGGAUGAAGUUUCUGUUCUUCGCGAAUGUCUACGGAAAGCUGAGGAGCAUGUGCAAGCGAGUGAGCAAAAAGUCAUCCUAAUGGCUAAGGAACUUGCUGAUACUUCCAAUGCUCGUGACAAAACUAUGGGUGACUUGCAUAGCGCACGAAUAAAAAUUGAUCAACUAAAACAGGAACUUGCUGAUACUGAGAAUAAAUGUAAAGCAGAAAUACAAAUGCUAAGAACUGCUUUGUCAAAAAAAGAGAAGGGUUUUUCAGUGGCUGGCAGCACCGUGGAACAAGAAUUGCAUAAAGAGGUUGAAGAUUUAAAACUUAGGCUUCAAAUGGCUGCAGAACAUUACAAAGAAAAAUACAAGGACUGUCAAAAACUGCAGAAGCAAGUUAUCAAACUCACAGAACAGUUGGAAGAGAAGAAAAGUGGAACAUCCUCUAACAAGCAGAAGCUAACUGAUAAUGAAACAAAUACUGAAUCACCUCCAGUAUCAGCAGCAGAUUUUAUUCAGGACAACUCUCCAGCCGUCAUGCCUGCUCCAUUUGAUUACACAUUUGAUCUCUUGGUGCAGACAAAAAUCAGUAAAAUGAGUCAAGAAAUAAACGAGAAAACUGCGAAGUACAAAAAAUGCAAACAGAUGUUAGAUGAAGAGAAUGAAAGAAGUCGAGCUUUUGCAGAAGAAUUGGCUCAUGUACAAGAAAAACUGGAUCAACAGUUAAAAAUAAAUACCACCCUCAAGCAAGAAGCUACAGAGGAUAUUCAGUAUAAGGCUCUACUCUCAGAGAAAGAGCAAGAAAUAAAGGAACUCAGAGCAAAAUUAGCACAGGUUGGUAAAGAAAAAGAAAUGCUGGAAGUGCUGAAUAACGGAUUUUCAAAAGAGAUAAGCAAGCAAGCUGGUGAAAGAGUUCAUGAAGACGAUGACUCACAAAGGUCAAAACCCCCACAUGACCAGGAGAUACUUCAAUAUCCAAAUCCAUAUGCCUUUGAGGCUCCACUAGUACCCACAAAACAUCCUGAACUGCUGUUUGGAAAUCCUUAUGCUGAGCCUGCAAGAGGCUCUGAUGGAGCAGCUGGAGCUCUUUAUUCUGAAGAGAUGCAUAAAGUUUCUACAGGCAUCCCUCCAUGGGGAUCAGAUACUGCUGUGGUCUGCAGCCAACCUUCUCGUAACUUCAGUCGGCCAGAUGGCCUCGAGGACCCAGAUGAGCUUAUUAAUGACGAUGAUGACACUGUUUCACCACUCGACACUUCUGAUACUCCAAGUUUCAUUCUACGUGAGCAAGGUGCUCACUUCUGCUUUAAUUCAAGCAUCGUCCUUCACAAGAAGUGUCCACUUUGUGACCUGGUGUUUCCCCCGAGUUAUGAUCAGAGCAAGUUUGAAGAGCACGUUGACAGCCACUGGAAGGUGUGUCCCAUGUGCAGUGAGCAGUUCGCCCCAGAUUGUGACCAGCAAUAUUUUGAAAAACAUGUCAUGACACAUUUUGCUGAAAACAUUCAGCAUUUUUGAUUAAAUUGCAAAGCUUAUUUACCAAUUUUUUUCUCCAUGACUAAUGUUGGUUAAUGUUAAUAAUUUAGCAAAGACACUAUAUUUUAUCGCUGAAGGCUACUUUUACAGUAGUUUGCUGUAUUACUUUAAAAAUACCCUUGAGCUCAUGAAUAUAAUAUAAAUAUCAUAAAUAUGUUAUUAGAUGCAUGAAUUAAUCAUUACAAUGUUACUAAUUUGCAUAGUUGCUUAGAAAAUAAGUGUAUCUUAUUUGAACUACUUGCCAUCUAUUAUUAUGCCAUAGAUGAUAAUCUUACUUCAUUGCAGCUUUAGCAAACAAAAGUACAUUUCCUGUAAUUAAUCUAUUAAAGAUCCUAAACAUAGUGCUUCACCUUUCAAAACCUAUGACAAUUUAGAGAUAAACAGUAGUUGAUUAGUUAAGCCUGAGUUUGAGGGUUUUUGCUUUCAUUUCAGCUUGAUACAAAUAUCAGAAAUGAGAUGUGAAUCCAGGGACAAUUGUACCUGAAUAUAUAAUCUGUAAAACAAUUGCACUUUCACGAAAAUAUCAACCAUGUCCUUUGUCAUGAUGUGAUUGAAUUUCCUUCUGUAAAUGCCUACUGAUACAUUUUGCAGAUAGUUGUGCUAUUGUGUUAAAUCUCUGCACAAAGCUGUAUUUAAGUUUCCGUUUUCACUGGUAAUGAUAUAUCCAGUUUUUUGUUGCAGUAAAAUUUCUCUUUACAAUAAAGACAGGUCUAGUCGACCUAUUGAUCAUGGA
This is a messenger RNA of Hypanus sabinus (Atlantic stingray), 3459 nucleotides long. It is a transcript of the gene tax1bp1b, whose product is annotated as Tax1 (human T-cell leukemia virus type I) binding protein 1b. The transcript has 18 exons. NCBI's taxonomy places the organism in Eukaryota, Metazoa, Chordata, Chondrichthyes, Myliobatiformes, Dasyatidae. The record is from RefSeq and is a predicted model, not a curated record. Bases 162 to 2708 code for a protein of 848 amino acids.